AUGACCGACAUGCAAAAGAUCCAAGACUGGAGUACUGCGACAAACAUUCUCAAUCGUAUUGCCGCGACUCUUGGACUACCUAUUGUGUCUGUAUUGAUGGCCCAAGCCGUUGUGGUGUACUCCCAGCAGCGAAAGAAAGGACAGGAAAAUAAACUCAACGUGCUCCAGCUCUUUGCUCUAUCUGACAGAGGAAGGAUGGAUCUACCAAUUUUGUGGACCUCCUGCUUUGGAGCACGAUCUCGUUCGUCUAGAUUUCUCUGGCUAGCAGCAGGUCUCGUACUCGUCACAAUUACACAGCCGCCACUGCAAUCACUUCUUGUUCCCUACGAUCCUCUGACUGUUAUUACCUGUAACGAUAACCCCGUCGAAAUCACCAACCGAGAUAAAACAUGUAACGGAACGGGUGCAGAAUCCCGUGUUGUCGGCAUCGACCCCGAGCCAAACGUCAUGGAGAUGAUACCUCGGCCGAUGCCGUUCUUCGCCAUCUUCAACCAUACGGGAUUUGCCACUUCCGGUAUCAAGGCAACUGUAUGCGUUGAGGGUAAUCAUAGCGAUGUACCAUGGACCAGGAGUCGAGACCGGCAGGACAUCCACGAGACUAUGUGGCUCAGGCUCGAGGUAGCUCAGCAGCCGGAUGGCAGUAGAGAAGACGGACAAGCCCUUCUCGAAGAUGUUACCGCCUUUAAUCUAUCAUGUCGUGCUUCUUCGACUAGGGGAUAUUUCGAGCUGGGAAAUCACUGGAAUAACCAGGUCUUCGGACCGCUAUUGGACAAAUGGCCGACCCGAGAUGAUAUCCGCAAGAACUUCAACGACUACGGAUCCUUCGUGGGCAAGUAUAAACAUCCCGACCGCCGACCCGUCACCGUUCCUCCAAACCUCUUGGGUGACUUUGGGAUGGGUACAACUGGACCUCUUACUCUUGUGGCGAUCUCCCUUUUCGGUAAUGGAUCGUUCUUCCACCUUGCCAGCAAACGGCCACAGAAGGACAUGAACUACACCAUGCGCGACAUUUGCGAGUCAGAGAACUACCCGUUCCAACGAAUCGUCCUCGAUCAUCUCCACUACACCAAAUUAUGUGCCGGGGGACUUAGUGUUCAGGAGAAGAAGCAGACGACAUCGACGGAUGCCUCGUUGGAAAGUGAUGCUCCGAAUGUUCAAGAUGCUGAAGAAGCCUCUUCUACCCCCCAAGACGAUGAGUCACAACCAGACAACAGUCUUAUACUUAGUCUUGGGGGAGAUUAUCCGAUGAGCUCAGCGUACACUGCUGCCGAUUGGUUUGGUCAGCGUCGUAGAAAGGGUCAAGGUGGCAUUGGAUAA
Messenger RNA from Fusarium graminearum PH-1, 1317 nucleotides. RefSeq lists its product as uncharacterized. The coding region runs from base 1 to 1317 and encodes 438 amino acids. Lineage: Eukaryota; Fungi; Ascomycota; Sordariomycetes; Hypocreales; Nectriaceae. The transcript is spliced from 5 exons. The record is from RefSeq and is a predicted model, not a curated record.